UUAUUUUCCAAGAAAAUCCCCACCCUAAUCCCCCAAAAAAUAAAAUCCUCAGUAAGUCCUUUUCUCCAAAUCCAAAAUUUGUCUUCAAUAUUUCUAGUUAAUUUUGUUGAUAAAAUUCAGCCAAAAGAUCCGUAACCAUAUCACGACAAUUUCUUAUUUUUUAUACUUGGGGUUUCUUGCAGAUAAAUCUCUCUCUACUCUCAACUUUAAAUCUCAAUUUUUUUCCUUUUCUUAGUCAUUAUAUUAAAAUUUUGUAGCAUUUUACUGUAUUUAUUCAGUUCUAAAGUUCCAGUCUUUUUUUUUGUGUGUAUCUGUUGUACAAGCUUCGAUCUUACUGUACCUUUCAUUUUAAGCAGAUGAAAUGAGAUUUGGGGUUUUAAAAUCUUCUCAUUUUCAUUUUCUAGUUUGAAAUCAAGUGAGAAAGUUGUUGUUUUUUUUUUUUUUUUUUUAUGUUGGGAUCUGUUGAUUAGCGUUUGAUUGAACCCUGAUGAGACGCCGCCCAGCAGGGUUGGUUCCUUUCGAAGGAAUGGAGAAGGGUUCCCCUAAGAAUCAACAAGCCCGGCUCUGUUUCUUAGCUUCUUUAUCAGCUUUUUUCUGGAUUUUGCUUUUGUAUUUCCAUUUUGUAAUUCUAGGACGUAGCACUGCAGUUGAGGAAUCAGUUGUAUCAGAACCAGUCAAAUUAGAAUCUUCUUUUGUUAAUGUUGAGUCCAUCCCUGCUCGGGUGACCGAUGCCCGUGUAGAGAAGGAGAAACCCCCUCCUGUGAAACCUGUUAGGAACACGGCUGGUGAAAGGGUGGUGGCUUACCCAUUUAUGAGAGCUUUGAGGACGGUGGAAAACAAGAGUGAUCCAUGCGGGGGAAGGUAUAUUUAUGUGCAUAACCUUCCUCCCAGGUUUAAUGAGGAUAUGCUUAAGGAGUGUAAGAGUUUGAGUCUGUGGACUAAUAUGUGUAAGUUUACCAGCAAUGAAGGGCUUGGUCCUCCCCUUGAGAACGUGGAAGGGGUGUUUGAGAAUACCGGGUGGUAUGCGACGAAUCAAUUUGCGGUGGAUGUGAUAUUCAAUAAUCGGAUGAAGCAGUAUGAGUGCUUGACCAAUGAUUCUUCGAUUGCAGCUGCAAUUUUUGUGCCGUUUUAUGCUGGAUUUGAUAUUGCAAGGUAUCUUUGGGGAUAUAAUAUCUCGAGGAGGGACGCUGCUUCUCUUGAUUUGGUUGAUUGGCUGAUGAAGAGGCCUGAGUGGGGUAUAACGGGAGGGAAGGAUCAUUUUCUGGUGGCUGGGAGGAUUACAUGGGAUUUCAGGAGAUUGACCGAUGAGGAAUCUGAUUGGGGUAAUAAACUUCUGUUUUUACCUGCUGCGAGGAAUAUGUCCAUGCUUGUGGUUGAGUCAAGCCCCUGGAAUGCAAAUGAUUUUGGCAUUCCAUAUCCAACUUACUUCCAUCCUGCAAAGGAUGAGGAAGUGUUUGUCUGGCAAGAUAGGAUGAGAAAAUUGGAUAGAAAGUGGCUAUUCUCUUUUGCAGGUGCACCGCGUCCUGGUAAUCCUAAGUCAAUAAGAGGGCAUAUUAUUAAUCAGUGUAGGAAGUCAAAGGCGUGUAAGUUGUUGGAAUGUGAUUUUGGGGAGAGCAAAUGUCAUUCACCAAGCAGUAUAAUGCAGAUGUUUCAGAGCUCCCUGUUCUGCCUGCAGCCUCAAGGAGAUUCAUACACACGGCGAUCUGCUUUUGACUCAAUGUUGGCUGGUUGUAUUCCUGUCUUUUUGCAUCCUGGCUCGGCAUAUACACAAUACACUUGGCAUCUUCCCAAAAAUUAUACUACAUAUUCAGUGUUCAUCCCAGAGAAUGAUAUUCGUAAAAGGAAUGUUAGCAUAGAGGAGAGGCUUAGUCAAAUUUCUCCAGAGCAAGUGAAGAUCAUGAGAGAGGCGGUCAUAAAUCUCAUUCCUAGGCUGAUAUAUGCAGAUCCUCGCUCUAAGUUGGAGACUCUUCAAGAUGCUUUUGAUGUUGCUGUACAGGCAGUCAUUGACAAAGUUACUAGUUUGAGGAGGAACAUUAUCCAAGGUCGCACGGAAUAUGAUAACUUUGUGGAGGAAAAUAGUUGGAAAUACGACUUGUUAGAUGAAGGACAGCGUGAGGUUGGAGCUCAUGAAUGGGAUCCUUUCUUCUCAAAACCAAAAGAUGAGCAGAGAGAUCAAUCUGCGGAGGCUGCAAAAAAUUCUUGGAAGAAUGAGCAGAGAGAUCAAUCAUAACUGGAAGUUGAUGAAACAGUAUAUAAGUUGAACUAAAGCUUUAAUGCAGUCUCCGAGUCUCAAAACAAGAGUUCCUGUUUUGAGUUGGGUAGAUAGCAGGUAUAACCCUGUAAGGGCCUUCUUGUGCAUCGACUAUAGAUAUUGCCACCAAGCAUAUCAGGCUUGAAUCCUUCUUUCAAACUAGAACAUAUAUACAUAUUCUCUGCGCCAAAUACAGUUCUUCAUAUAGAAUUUUUCCCCUUUGAGCUACGUAUUUACUUAGCGAUUCUUUGUAAUGUUUUGUAGCUGAGAUUUUGUCAGUUUGUCUGUGUAAUGAUCCUGUCUUAUCAACGCAUACAAGAAAUAAUAACUAAUAACCAGUUUUUCGCAUUA
Durio zibethinus is the source of this 2602-nucleotide messenger RNA. NCBI's taxonomy places the organism in Eukaryota, Viridiplantae, Streptophyta, Magnoliopsida, Malvales, Malvaceae. The record is from RefSeq and is a predicted model, not a curated record.